Bombyx mandarina (wild silkworm) is the source of this 903-nucleotide messenger RNA. RefSeq names its product ribosomal protein S4 (gene RpS4). Gene Ontology annotation, biological process: translation. The record is from RefSeq and is a predicted model, not a curated record. NCBI's taxonomy places the organism in Eukaryota, Metazoa, Arthropoda, Insecta, Lepidoptera, Bombycidae. Gene Ontology annotation, cellular component: ribosome; cytosolic small ribosomal subunit. Gene Ontology annotation, molecular function: structural constituent of ribosome; RNA binding.
AUUUGACAAACGACUUAACUUCACUGUCUUCACUUUGAUCUUGGGUUUGACGUUUCUUUCUCGAUUUAAUACUUGUCCAACAUGGCGCGAGGCCCUAAGAAGCAUUUGAAGCGCUUAAACGCUCCCAAAGCAUGGAUGUUGGACAAACUUGGCGGUGUGUAUGCACCGAGACCGUCAACCGGUCCCCACAAGUUGCGCGAGUGCUUGCCCCUGGUGAUUUUCCUGAGGAAUCGUCUGAAGUAUGCUUUGACCGGAAACGAAGUCCUGAAAAUUGUGAAACAACGCCUCAUAAAGGUUGAUGGGAAAGUUAGGACUGACCCUACUUAUCCUGCUGGAUUUAUGGAUGUUGUCUCAAUUGAGAAGACUAAUGAACUGUUUCGUCUAAUCUAUGAUGUUAAGGGCAGAUUCACAAUCCACCGUAUCACCCCUGAGGAGGCUAAGUACAAGUUGUGUAAAGUCAAGCGUGUGGCGACCGGACCUAAGAAUGUUCCGUACUUGGUAACGCAUGAUGGCCGCACCAUCCGCUACCCAGACCCACUUAUCAAAGUCAACGAUUCCAUCCAGUUAGACAUUGCAACUACGAAGAUUAUGGACUUCAUCAAGUUUGAGUCUGGGAACCUGUGUAUGAUCACGGGAGGCCGUAACUUGGGGCGUGUGGGCACCAUCGUGUCCCGCGAGAGACAUCCCGGCUCCUUCGACAUUGUGCACAUCAAGGACUCCACGGGACACACCUUCGCCACGAGGUUGAACAACGUGUUCAUAAUCGGCAAGGGCACGAAGGCGUACAUCUCGCUGCCGCGCGGCAAGGGCAUCCGCCUCACCAUCGCCGAGGAGCGGGACAAGCGCAUCGCAGCCAAGGUCGCCGCGCAGUAGGGUUAAGGACAAUAAACAUUUAAAACUAUA